ACCCCCGGCUGUUAGAGCUGUGUGAGUGCGUGUGUGCUCCAGAGCUUGCCUCGGCACACAUUAUAUAUAAAAAAAUAAAAAAUACAAAAAAAAAAUAUUUUAAAACUUUUAAAAACUCCAAAAAAUUAUUUCCUUUAUUUUCUUUUUAAAUAAAAAAUCGGUGAAGCGGAAGGCCGAGAAACAUCGCAACAAACCCGAAGAAAAUAACGGACGUCUGUGAGCUUGCGGAGGCCUAUCGGUUGUGCUUGAUAAGUUGGUUUCGAAAUUUUUGCGUUUUAAAAUUUCAGUUGCCCUUAAUAUUCCCGAUUUUAAACGAAGAACCAAACACUUUAGUCGGUCCCGUGUCUAAUUCAUUUAAGCGACGGUUUUAAAUGGAAAAAAAUUGGUAUUGAAAUUAGCUUGACAGCUAACUGUUUUCUGACGUAGUUGAGUUCACGCGCUAGCGCCGCAAAACUGGUCAAAAUCCUCCGCCUGCUACCGAAGAGAAAAUGAACCCCAGCGCUCCUAGUUACCCCAUGGCCUCACUGUAUGUGGGGGACCUGCACCAGGACGUGACUGAAGCCAUGCUCUACGAGAAGUUCAGCCCGGCCGGGGCCAUCCUUUCCAUCCGUGUGUGCAGGGACAUGAUCACCCGCAGGUCGCUCGGCUACGCUUAUGUCAACUUUCAGCAACCUGCAGACGCUGAACGAGCUCUAGACACUAUGAACUUCGAUGUCAUCAAGGGCAGACCUGUCCGCAUCAUGUGGUCUCAGCGUGAUCCCUCUUUGAGGAAGAGCGGUGUUGGAAACAUCUUUAUUAAGAACCUGGAUAAGUCUAUCGAUAACAAGGCCCUUUAUGACACCUUUUCUGCCUUUGGGAACAUCUUGUCUUGCAAGGUUGUUUGUGAUGAGAAUGGCUCAAAGGGGUACGGCUUUGUGCAUUUUGAGACCCAGGAAGCAGCUGAAAGAGCCAUCGAGAAAAUGAAUGGCAUGUUGCUGAAUGACCGAAAAGUGUUUGUGGGGCGCUUCAAAUCUCGCAAAGAGAGGGAGGCUGAGCUCGGAGCAAGAGCGAAAGAAUUUACCAAUGUGUACAUCAAGAACUUUGGGGAAGAUAUGGAUGACGACAAACUCAAGGACAUCUUCAGCAAAUAUGGUAAUGCUAUGAGCAUCCGUGUCAUGACUGAUGAACAUGGAAAAUCCAGAGGCUUUGGAUUUGUCAGUUUUGAGAGGCAUGAAGAUGCCCAAAGGGCUGUGGAUGAAAUGAAUGGGAAGGAGUUGAACGGGAAGCUCAUUUAUGUGGGUCGUGCUCAGAAGAAAGUUGAGCGUCAGACUGAGCUCAAGCGCAAGUUUGAACAGAUGAAGCAGGAUCGCAUGACUCGCUACCAGGGUGUCAAUCUCUAUGUGAAGAACUUGGAUGAUGGCAUUGAUGAUGAGUGCCUUCGUAAAGAGUUCUCUCCCUUUGGUACAAUCACCAGUGCUAAGGUCAUGAUGGACGGUGGUCGCAGUAAAGGCUUCGGUUUUGUCUGUUUCUCUUCUCCUGAGGAAGCCACUAAGGCAGUGACUGAGAUGAAUGGCCGUAUUGUGGCCACUAAGCCGCUCUACGUGGCUCUAGCUCAGCGCAAAGAGGAACGGCAGGCCCACCUCACCAACCAGUACAUGCAGAGGAUGGCUAGUGUCCGUGCGGUGCCAAACCCUGUUAUCAACCCCUACCAACCUGCACCGCCAUCAGGAUACUUCAUGGCUGCUAUUCCACAAGCCCAGAACCGAGCUGCAUAUUACCCAACCAGUCAGCUCGCCCAGCUCAGACCCAGCCCUCGCUGGACUACACAGGGCGUCAGGCCUCAGCACUUCCAGAACAUGCCUGGCACGAUGCGCCCGUCUGCUCCCAGACCUCAGACGUUCAGCACCAUGCGCCCUGCCUCCCAGGUGCCCCGCAUGAUGUCCACUCAGCGCGUUGCCGCACAGACUAUGGGUCCACGACCCACAACUGCAGCGGCCGCCGCAGCUGCACCCCCAGUGCGUGGUGUGCCUCAGUACAAAUACGGACCCAGUGUCCGCAACCCCCAACAGCACAUGAACACACAGCCUCAGGUUACUAUGCAGCAGCCUGCUGUGCAUGUGCAAGGACAGGAGCCACUGACUGCAUCAAUGCUCGCCGCUGCUCCUCCACAGGAACAGAAGCAGAUGCUGGGUGAACGUCUCUUCCCGCUAAUCCAAAACAUGCACCCCAGCCUGGCUGGCAAGAUCACUGGAAUGCUUCUGGAAAUCGACAACUCUGAGCUCCUUCACAUGCUGGAGUCUCCAGAGUCUUUGCGCUCCAAGGUUGAUGAGGCUGUUGCCGUACUCCAGGCUCACCAGGCUAAAGAAGCCGCUCAGAAAACAGUGACCAACUCUGCUGGUGUGCCAAACGUCUAAGCCAAGGGGUGUGAAACCUUGAAACUUCACCGGGAGAAAAAAAUUAAACAUUGAAAAAACUAAAACACAGAAAAUAUAGCAAAACAUCUAAAACAAUAUUUAAAAAAGAAACUAGAAGGAGCCAGGUCUAGAGAAGAAAAUCCUAGGCCUAGUUAGGUAUUUUAAAAAAGGAAUAAAAAGAGUAAAACAGAAAAAUUAUAUUGGGGUUAAAAAAAAAAACAUUCCACGGAAUAGGGAAAACAUCCCUAAAGCAUUCCUGCCUUGUUUUAUUUGCAUUUAAAGACUGGGGUCAUGUUCUUGGAAUGGAGGAGAGAACUGACUGAACCAGCAAUGUGAAGUUUAUCUUACAUUGAAAAAUUGCUUGCUGAAAUAAAGCUCAUUAAAAUGUUAAA
This is a messenger RNA of Xyrauchen texanus (razorback sucker), 2785 nucleotides long. It is a transcript of the gene pabpc1b, whose product is annotated as poly A binding protein, cytoplasmic 1 b. Gene Ontology annotation, cellular component: ribonucleoprotein complex. Lineage: Eukaryota; Metazoa; Chordata; Actinopteri; Cypriniformes; Catostomidae. The transcript has 15 exons. Gene Ontology annotation, molecular function: RNA binding. The record is from RefSeq and is a predicted model, not a curated record. Bases 489 to 2393 code for a protein of 634 amino acids.